This is a messenger RNA of Bemisia tabaci, 1617 nucleotides long. The record is from RefSeq and is a predicted model, not a curated record. Lineage: Eukaryota; Metazoa; Arthropoda; Insecta; Hemiptera; Aleyrodidae.
GCCUCAUUAAAACCAUUUCAAUCACCUAAGAUUUUAGCAGGAAGGCGGGAAUGGGAAAGUCUUAUUUCUUUUAAUUUUAUUUUUUGUUUUUUACUCUAAUAACUUUAAUUUUCAAACGAGGAGUUUUGUCCUCAAUAUGACAUUUUUCAAAAAUACGAUUUUUGUCGAGUUGGGUUAGAAAAAUUAUGUGUUGCGAGAGUUUUAAACAGAAAAUGAUCUGUAGUAUCUUAAAAAACGAAGGAAAAACACUAGAAUGGUGGCCUGAAUACUUUGUGUAACUCUAAUUGUUUUAUUUUUUCUGUCCUUGAUUUCUUCACAUUACAGUGAGGACUCCCCUAUCGGCAAAAUGACCCUGGUACAAUGUUGGUAGCGCUUCGGGACAACCGUGUCACUAAGCUUGUCACAUGCUUGAGGCAAGCUUCGGACAAGUACUAAAUGACCGAAGCUGGGAGAUUGAACAGCCAAGAUUAUCCAAAGCUUGGAGGGCCAACAUUAUGGCAUGUCUUCUUUGCCCUUGCCUCCAUGCUAGUUCUCUCACAUUUUGCAACUGCAAUACCAUCACUCCCAUCUGAGGUUGAUCUUGAUGAAACACCAGAAGAGAUAGUUGAUGAUCAGAGACCGCCAGAGUCACUUGCAAACAGUCUCGAUGAAAUGCCAGUAGAGGUGAGCAAAGCAAAUCCGUUCGUAACAGAAGAGUUAGGAAAAUGUGCCAAGUUGAAUGAAUAUUGCGAAGAUGGUCAAAAAUGCUGCCGCCAUCUCCGUUGCUGGGCCUAUUACCGUAUACUCGUCCAAAGUGUUACCGCGCCCGAAACUAACAGAAUAUUAUUUCCUAUUAUCUUUUAUAUUUUCUAUUUCUAUGCCAGUAAGUACAAAAUUUUGGAUACGUAUAACGUUUCAUCUCAUUAAGAAAAAAAUGAUUGUCAGAAGUUGUUGGUAUAAUUUUUUUUUUUUCCCCCUCAUAAUCUUAUUUGUUGUGAUUAACUCGCAUAUGGCCAAUGCGCGAGGUGCCCCAAACUGACAAACUUUAACAAAGAAUAUUAUGUCGAUUGCUUUUUCUUUUCUUGAUAAAUUUUUCUCCGUUGCAUCAAAAAGCGCCUGAACUCGAGGUUUUUUUUAUGCACUGGGGGAAAACUGUGUGAUUAAAAUCACGAAAUUAGUGGUACUCCAUAAGAACUCUCAUUUAAUGGUUACCUUAACCAAUGAUCGUGGCAUUGGUGCCAUUAAGGAUAAUUUCAUCACCACGUUGGCCCACCUGCACUAUUACUAUUAGUUAUGCUUAAUAAUAGUUCAUGUUGUUCAUGUUGUACUGAUUGGGAAAUUUUCAUUACAAUUUUUCUCUGUUUAAUAUUAUAGUCUUUUACAUUUUGAAUCGCUUUAAUUUGCAUCUAUUAAAAUAGGUGCAUGAGGAGACGAGUGCAUAGAUGCAUGCCUUAACUGCUUCAUUGAUAAAACUACCAGGUGUCAUGAAAACAACCAUCGUAAUUUUAAUUGUUUUAUUUUGACACUUAAUUGAUGUUCGAUUGAUGAUACUGUUCAUUAAAUAUUUUUAUAACUUUGAUGACGAGAUCUAAAGACAUUAAAUGCAUAAUUAUUUCAAUAAAGUAUUUCCUUUCAGUA